GAAAAAAAACAACAUGGCGGCUGGCAGUAGUCCUUCUUCUUCGUCUUCAAAUUCAGACACAAGUCAACAAGUUGACCGAAUAGCUCUCUUAUAUCCUAAAGUUAAUGAAUCAGAGACCCCUCUACCUCGAUCAUGGUCUCCUAAAGACAAAUUCACUUUUAUAGGGCUUUCACAGAAUAAUCUUAGGGUGCAUUACAAAGGUGUUGGAAAGACACACAAAGACGCGGCCUCGGUUAGGGCUACGCAUUCGAUUCCAGCGGCCUGCGGUAUUUAUUAUUUUGAAGUCAGAAUUGUUAGCAAAGGACGCGAUGGCUAUAUGGGUAUUGGAUUAUCUGCACAAGGAGUCAACAUGAAUAGAUUACCAGGUUGGGAAAAGAAUUCAUAUGGUUACCACGGAGAUGAUGGGCACUCCUUCUGCUCAUCCGGAACAGGAAAACCUUAUGGUCCAACCUUCACAACAGGAGAUGUCAUUGGCUGUGGCAUUAAUCUGAUUGAUAACACAUGUUUUUACACAAAAAAUGGAGUUAAUCUUGGAAUUGCUUUCUCAGACCUACCUGCAAACUUAUACCCAACAGUUGGUCUUCAAACACCAGGAGAGGUAGUAGAUGCAAAUUUUGGGCAGCAGCCUUUUGUCUAUGACAUAGAAGAAGUCAUGAAGGAAGUUCAUGCUCGGACAAGGCAUACAAUACAGACAUUCCCUUUCACAGACAAAGAGGGCCUAUGGCAGACAACACUGCAAAAGAUUGUAUCAACGUACUUGGUUCAUCAUGGCUACUGUGCUACUGCUGAGGCUUUUGCUAAGAGUACUGGACAGUCAUUUACAGAGGAACUGGCUUCAAUCAAGAACAGACAAAGAAUACAAAAGUUAGUUCUGGCUGGCAGAAUUGGGGAAGCUAUCGAAACAACACAAACAUUAUACCCAGGACUCCUAGAAAGAAAUCCAAACUUGCUUUUCCUUUUAAAAUGCCGGCAAUUUGUGGAAAUGGUUAGUGGAUGUGACAGUGAUGUACGACCUGCAGCCCAUAGUCCUAGAUCUAGUCCUAAUGUCAGCCCUUCACACUCAUAUAGUGCAGCAUCAAUUGGAAGUGUUGUAAGUAGUUCUCCUUCAGCCACCAACGGCUUUGUUGCAAAUGGCACAUGUAUAGACAAUGGAUUUGAAGCUGAUAAUGUACAAAUGGAAGUUGAGGAAUUUGAAGAAACAUCAAGCAAUGGUGUAGUGAAUGGAACAGAAAAAAUGGAUGAGAGUGAUCAUAGUCCUAGCAGAGAUUCCACUGGCAGACAAAAUUUUUGUCAAAAUAGAACUGUGCUUGAAAAGAUUUUAGCUUUUGGAAGAGAUUUACAAACUAUGAGUGUACAAUUGAGGAGAGAACAUGGAAAAAAUGAGACAAAUAAGAAGACUCUUCAGGAAGCAUUUAGUCUUUUGGCUUACACAGAUCCUUGGAGCAGUCCCGUGGGGUAUAUUUUAGAUCCUGUACAGAGGGAAUCAAUAUGUUCAUCUUUAAAUAGUGCUAUCUUAGAUUCUCAUCACUUGCCCACAAAACCCCCUUUGGACUUAAUUCUGGGACAGGCUCAAGAAUGUUUGAAACUCAUGUCAAAGAUCGGACUAGGAGCAUGUGCAUUUGCUAGUGUUGAAGAGUACAUGUAACAUACAAAUGUGGGGCAAAUGUUUGGUUAAUCUGUGGAUGAAAGUACAAUGUUUUAUAAAAGCUUAAAAUGACUCAACAUAAAAAGUCAUUGUACGCAGUGUAAACAUAUCAACAAAUGCAUUACUUACCGGUACUUAAGUUUUUAUCAAAAUGGUGGUUAUGAAUUUACAUGUAGGCAGCAUUUUCUCUGAAUCUUAUAGUCUUUUAUGAGUAGAACCAAAAAAUUACAUUGCGUGGUAUCAAUAAUCUUUUCACACCCACAUCCAAAGACACUUGUAUUGUCUAAAUUAGAUAUUACAAUUUUUACAGAAAGACUCAUAGUAGGCAACCAAGACAGUUUUCAUUUCCAAGACUGUUAACAGAAAUCCUCAGAAUUGCUUUGAGAUUGUCUCCAGAAGUUCACACCACUAACUCAACCAAUCAUUCACUGAUAGAGUAAAUUGUGACUUAUGUACUCUCCUUUUGAUAUUUUCCUCUGCCUUUCUUACCAGAAAUGGUAUCUUAAACUGCUAGACUGUUAUUGCACUGCUAUACUGUUAACCUACAUGUACAUCCAAUUCCUUAUUUUUGGGUUAUUAAGGGGUAAAAGAACCUGAAACAUUGUUUGAAUUUGUAAUUUGCUAUAGGGGUUUAUUUUAUUUUUUGAAAUAUUGUAAAAAUUCUGUAAUAACUUGACAGAUACACAGUCCUGUAUAUUAGUCUUGUUUUUUUGGGGGUUAGUUUUGCAUUGCACAUCUUGCAAAUUGUCAUUAUUUUUGUAAAGUUUAUCAUGAAAAUUAUUUGGAGUUAAUUAGAGGGUUUGUGCAGGACAGCAAUAGGGUCAUGCACGGUUGAUGUCAAAGGGUACAAGUUCUACAAUAGGAAAACCAUGAACAUCUGCUUUCUGAUAUUCUUUUUCCCUCUAAAUGACUGAUUUAGCAUUAAAUUGCUAUUAGUUUGUAUUACAGGAGUGUAGAGUGACAUAUUGUUCUCUAGUUCUGCAUUGUUUUAGAGUAUAAAUCUACUUCUCUAAUCAUGGCACACCCUCAAGAUGGUUGCCUAAACAGCUCAACACAGUUCUUUACUGGCUAAUAGCCGGAUUUGUCACUCAAACCUUCAUUGCAUUUGUAAUGCAGACUAAAUCCAGAUGCAUAUUAAUCAGAGGUAUUCUCUACUAUUAAAUAUCUUUCCCUUUUGUCUUUUUGUUGGUGAGUUUUUACAGAAAAAUCUGUUUGACAAUCAAGAAAAGCAAUUUUGAACUAUAUACUGUAUAUUACUUUUGAUUAGUGUAGGGGCUAGGUUCUGUUUUCAUAAGUGUGUAAAUAAACUAUAUAGAUUUUA
This is a messenger RNA of Pocillopora damicornis (cauliflower coral), 2966 nucleotides long. Its product is annotated as ran-binding protein 9. NCBI's taxonomy places the organism in Eukaryota, Metazoa, Cnidaria, Anthozoa, Scleractinia, Pocilloporidae. Gene Ontology annotation, molecular function: protein binding. The record is from RefSeq and is a predicted model, not a curated record.